CGUUUAAAACGUCACUUUUUCGACCUCCCGUCACCGUGUCGCGAUGAUAUCACCCAAAAAAUGCAAAUAAAACUACGAAAUUAAACAGCGCGAACCGAAUAACAUGUAAGAAUGGCCGAGAAGUUCCGCCAGCUCGUCCAGCGGCUGCGGGGGAAGCUGCCCAGUUCCGCAGAAGUGGGCCAGUUGAACGCACAGGGCCGUGAGAAAGUCGAUCAGCUGAUAACGAAGUAUAUGCCAGCUUCGAAGGUGACAGAAAUUGCGGAGAAAUUCAAGCAGCAAGCCAUCACGACGAGGGUGAAGGAGCUGGUCGCCAGAUAUGAGAAGUUCACGGGCGUCCAGGAGAUCAUGGCGAUCCAGAAUACGGUUAUUGAUGCUCAGGAGCGCUUCGUAACCUCCCAGGAGCGGCGGCGCGACCUCGGCCGUCAGCUGGCGGAGCUGGAGGCUCGUCUGAAGGAGCUCCACGCCGACAUGCAGAACACCAUGAAGGGGGACGAGAAGUAUUUGCAGCUGUGUACUGAGGAGCAUAAGCUAAUAAUCUCAGAGCGAGCCCUCCGCCUCAUGUUCUCGGACGCUGAGCGUGAGGAGCGCGAGCUGUUCGCCACCAUGAGCGCCGCCGUGAAGCUCGGCCACGAGCGCGAGCGAGCCCACGCCGAGCGGAACAAGUACUGGUACAUCGUCGCCAGCAUAGCAGGCACAGUGCUUGGCAUAGCCGGUUCGUCGAUCAACAACCACCUGAAGAUGGCGGAGUUUAGAGACAUGAUGGAGCAACAGAUGGCGCGCAGUGCGAGCGUACUCUACACUAUAGCGGGAGGGGCCACGGCCAGUCGUGCGGACAUCACUGACGCUAUGAAGACCGAGUUCGCUUAUCAGGAACAAUUGGCACAAAGCAUGCGCGUCAUGCAGGAUAGCAUCAGCCACCUAGUCACCAAGCAGUCGUCGCUAAUAGACCACCUAAACCACCAAGAGCACGUCUUAGAAACCCAAAUGCGGGACCUCAAGCGACUCAUUCUAGCAGCUUCAAAAUCCAGCGCAAAAUCCGACGCAGAUUUGGCCAAAGCUUUCGCAGUAGUCCACCAAGAAAUGGAUGACAUCGACAGAACCCCACCCCCAGAAGCGGUCCCUAGUACUGUGGCUUUGGAACCCCAACAGGUCUUCACAGCAUUAGGGGUGUUAGUGUGUAUAGCGCUUAUAUUUGGAAAUUUCGUCGGUAGGGCUAGUUGAUGGGAUUGGCUAAGGUAUAUGGCCCAUGGUUAUCUUGGUAUUGCAAUUUUUGUAUUUGACUACAGGUUUUUGCAAUAAUAGUAUAGAAAUUGGCGUAAAUAAUAAUUACUUUGCAACACUCUGUAUUAUGGCUAUAUGUAAGUUUUUCAAUGUUAAUUCAAGCAGAGUUGAAACUUGUGCGGAUGAUGAUAGAGUUUAAAAAUGGCGACUACAGAAAGGGCUGUGUGUUUAUUAUAAAGGAGUGUAGAUAGAUCUAGGAUAAGAUGAGAUAGUUCGAGAUAGUGUGAGUACGUCCGCCGUUUUUUAAAUUGUUUCUUUAUUCGAACUGGUUACUUUAUAAUUAUCUAUAUAAUAUAUAU
Molecule: messenger RNA, 1580 nt
Organism: Plutella xylostella (diamondback moth)
Lineage: Eukaryota; Metazoa; Arthropoda; Insecta; Lepidoptera; Plutellidae
Source: RefSeq, a predicted model, not a curated record